AUGAUUAAGAUCAUUAAAGAUUCCGAUUCACCUCAUUAUUCUUCUGAUACAAGAAUUUUAGUUAUAGUUCCUCCUUCAUUAUUUGAAGAAGAUUUCAAGAACAUAUUACCUUGGAAAUUAGCUACUGCUAAAUAUGCUCAAACUUGUGUUAAUUUAGCAAUUGAACUAAAUAUUCCGUAUAACUUCUUCGUUGAUGGUUUACAUUAUCCAAUCUUGGAAGUGAAGUAA
Messenger RNA from Funneliformis geosporum, 228 nucleotides. The record is from the annotation of a GenBank genome assembly. NCBI's taxonomy places the organism in Eukaryota, Fungi, Glomeromycota, Glomeromycetes, Glomerales, Glomeraceae.